UCUCUCUGUAUAAUUUUGGAAUUUAAUUUAAUAGCUCUGAAUUUGUGUCUUCUUUGGAAAUAAAUUUAGCGCGUCUAUGGUUUUUACAAUUAGUCGCGAAAAAUAAUUAAAAAUAUUUUCAGCCAAAUCAAGAACCUUAAACUGACGUAAAUUUGGCUGCAUUCUAUGAUGAAUGAAGAAAGCCAAAUGCUGAGCAGAUUUCCACUUAAUCCUCGUGUGGAUCAUGUGCAGGUCUGUGGCACGCGCUCUUCACUAUCCUCGCGGUGAGCGCGCGCGGUGUGCUAUAAGUAAUUGAAACGAUGAGCGGAAGAUAUCAGGCUAAAAUCUUACCUGACACGUCUUGAACAAAGCGGUAAAUAGUGGAUUUUACGGGGAAAUUUGAUAAUAUGCCUUUUUGUGGGGAUUUUACGAGGAUUGUUUUUCUUGACGCGGGCGAUGGGAGGUGAAUGGAACUUGAUGAGCGGCACGCGCUACGGUCUCCUAAAUCCAGUUUUUUAACAUGAAGUUUUUAUGUUUUACCUGUUUUGAUUACAAAGCCAUGGAGAACCGCAAAAGACUGUUAAUUUUCCUUUUUUACUUGAUGUCAAAGUUUUACCAUAGUGACCAGCAAGUCAUAAGAAUCGGGGGCAUCUUUGAGACGCGGGAAAAUGAACCUGUGAGUAUGGAUGAACUCACCUUUAAAUUUGCUGUAACUAGUAUUAACCGAAACAGAACCUUGAUGCCAAACACCACGUUGACCUACGACAUCCAGAGAGUAAACCUCUUUGACAGUUUCGAGGCCUCCAGAAGAGUAUGUGAUCAGUUGGCCCUGGGGGUGGCGGCAGUCUUCGGCCCCUCUCACAGCUCUUCAGUCAGUGCCGUCCAAUCAAUUUGCAAUGCCCUGGAGGUCCCGCACAUCCAGACUCGCUGGAAACACCCAUCUGUGGACAAUAAAGACAAUUUCUACAUUAACCUCUACCCUGAGUACACCUCCAUAAGCAGAGCUAUUCUGGACAUUGUAAUUUUCUACAAAUGGAAGUGUGUCACUGUGGUCUAUGAGGAUAGCACAGGAUUAAUGCGCAUGCAGGAACUGAUAAAAGCUCCGUCCAAAAACAACCUGAAGAUCCGUAUUCGCCAGCUGCCUUCAGAAGGAAGCGAUAGCCGCCCCCUGCUUAAGGAGAUGAAGAAAGAAAAAGAGUUUUACAUUAUCUUUGACUGCCCCUACCAAGUAGCCGCCGAGCUUCUCAAACAGCUGAUGUCGAUGGGUAUGAUGACGGAGUACUAUCAUUUCUUCUUCACAACUUUGGAUCUGUUUGCUUUGGAUCUCGAGCCGUACCGCUACAGUGGAGUCAACAUGACGGCCUUCCGCCUUCUGAAUCUAGAUGAUCCGUAUGUGGCUUCCGUGAUCCAGAAGUGGUCCAUGGAGCGUCAGCUUUCCCCGCCCAGACCUGAGAGUGGACUGAUGAGUGGCAUUAUGACUACGGAGGCUGCGCUAAUGUAUGACGCCGUGUUCAUGGUUGCUGUGGCAUCUCAGCGGGCCACACAGAUGACGGUGAGCUCACUGCAGUGCCACAGACACAAACCCUGGAGGUACGGCCCGCGCUUCAUGAACUUGUUUAAAGAGGCGCAGUGGGAUGGUUUGACAGGUCGAAUAGUCCUUAACAAGACUGAUGGACUACGGAAAGACUUUAACUUAGACCUCAUUAGUCUCAAGGAGGACGGCACUGCUAAGCGUUUGGCCGAUGGUGUGUCACGACCUACUAAAUUAUGGACAAAGAUUGGAGUAUGGAACUCUAUCUCGGGGCUCAACCUGACUGAGAGAAAAGACAACAACAAUGUCACAGAUUCCCUGGCUAACAGAACCCUUAUAGUCACCACAAUAUUGGAAAACCCUUACGUUAUGUAUAAGAAGUCUGACAAGGUGUUGUACGGGAACGAUCGGUUUGAAGGCUACUGUCUGGACCUGCUUAAGGAGCUCUCCAACAUCCUGGGGUUCACCUACGAGGUGAAGCUGGUAUCUGAUGGGAAAUACGGUGCUCAGAAUGAUAAAGGAGAAUGGAACGGCAUGGUCCGGGAACUCAUUGACCACAUAGCUGACCUGGCUGUGGCUCCAUUGACCAUCACUUAUGUUCGGGAGAAAGUUAUUGACUUCUCCAAACCCUUCAUGACCCUGGGCAUCAGCAUACUCUACCGCAAACCAAAUGGCACCAACCCAGGGGUUUUCUCCUUUCUCAAUCCCCUCACUCCGGACAUCUGGAUGUACGUGCUGCUUGCCUGUCUUGGAGUGAGCUGUGUGCUCUUUGUAAUAGCCAGGUUUACACCAUAUGAAUGGUACAACCCUCACUCCUGCAACCCCUCCUCUGACGUGGUUGAGAACAACUUCACACUGUUGAAUAGUUUAUGGUUUGGAGUCGCGGCUCUCAUGCGUCAAGGAUCUGAGCUGAUGCCCAAAGCCCUGUCCACCAGAAUUGUGGGAGGGAUUUGGUGGUUCUUCACUUUAAUCAUCAUAUCUUCCUACACGGCCAACCUAGCUGCUUUCCUCACAGUGGAAAGAAUGGACUCCCCAAUCGAUUCUGCCGACGAUUUGGCCAAGCAGACUAGAAUUGAAUAUGGAGCCGUGAGAGAUGGAUCCACAAUGACCUUCUUUAAGAAAUCAAAAAUUUCAACAUACGAGAAGAUGUGGGCAUUUAUGAGCAGUAGGAAGAACACUGCACUGGUGAAGAAUAACAAAGAAGGCAUUACAAGAGUGCUGACCACUGACUAUGCCCUCCUCAUGGAGUCAACCAGCAUAGAGUACAUCACCCAGAGAAACUGCAACCUCACUCAGGUCGGAGGCCUAAUAGACUCGAAGGGCUAUGGAGUCGGCACUCCAAUAGGCUCUCCCUACAGAGACAGGGUGACCAUUGCCAUCUUGCAACUACAGGAAGAGGGAAAGCUGCACAUGAUGAAGGAAAAAUGGUGGCGAGGUAACGGAUGCCCUGAAGAGGACAAUAAAGAGGCCAAUGCCCUGGGCGUGGAGAACAUUGGAGGUAUCUUCAUAGUGUUGGCCGCUGGUCUUGUCCUGUCUGUCUUCGUGGCCAUUGGAGAGUUCAUCUACAAGUCGCGCCAAAACAGUGAUAUUGAAGAGUGUGUCUCUUUCAGUGCUGUGAUGGAAGACCUGGGUGUAUCCCUCAGGUGCCACAGGGCAUUGAGGAAGAGAAGCAGACACAGAGGAAGAGCAGGCCUGUCUGGAGUCUUAUGUAACCCCAAAUGCAUCCAGAGGAAAGAGACAAUGGCUUAGAUUGACAUCGAACAGCCACGCGGCAAGAAAAUUGGAACUGAAAGAGGUAUUAGGGAGUCCAGCAGGGGGUGCUCACCCUGCGGUCUGUGUGGGUCCUAAUGCCGCAGUAUAGUGAAGGGGACACUAUACUGUAAAAAGGCACCAUCCUUCGGAUGAGACGUUAAAUCGAGGUUCUGACUCUCUGUGGUCAUUAAAAAUCCCGAAAACUUUGCGAGAAGAGUAGGGGUAUAACCCCGGUGUCCUGGCCAAAUUCUCCCAUUGGCCCUUAUUAAUCAUGGGUUCCUAAUAAUCCCCAUCCAUUAAUUGGCUCUAUCACUCUACUCUCUUUUCCACCAACAGAUGGUGUGUGGUGAGCGUACUGGCGCACUAUGGCUGCCGUCGCAUCAUCCAGGUGGAUGCUGCACACUGGUGGUGGUUGAGGAGAGUCCCCUGUUCACUGUGUAAAGCACUUUGAGUGUAGUGUCAGAAAAGUGUGAUAUAAAUGUAACAUUCAUUCAUUCAUUCAUUCAAAGCUCAAAGCUGUACUUUGACGGACAUGUCAGUAAAUUUAUUUUCAUUCAGUUUUGUUUUAUGUGCUCUUUAUUUAUGACUUUCCAUUUUUUACAUGGAUAUUGUGUGGAUUGCUUUUGUGUCAAAAGUGCACAUAUCUCGGUAAUAUCUUGUGUCGUUGAAAGGUUGAACCAAAAAAUGAAAGGAAUAAUAUAUUUUGAGAAAUAUUUAUUACUGUAAGAGCACAUUCCAUUAUUUAUGGUAGCAUUUUUGUGCUGUCCUUGAUUUAAAAAAAUAAAAUAGCUUUACAUAUUUUCUCAAA
Myxocyprinus asiaticus (Chinese sucker) is the source of this 4070-nucleotide messenger RNA. RefSeq names its product glutamate receptor ionotropic, kainate 1-like. Gene Ontology annotation, molecular function: kainate selective glutamate receptor activity; transmitter-gated monoatomic ion channel activity involved in regulation of postsynaptic membrane potential. Bases 500 to 3259 code for a protein of 919 amino acids. Gene Ontology annotation, cellular component: postsynaptic membrane; kainate selective glutamate receptor complex; plasma membrane. Gene Ontology annotation, biological process: monoatomic ion transport; modulation of chemical synaptic transmission; synaptic transmission, glutamatergic. The record is from RefSeq and is a predicted model, not a curated record. The transcript has 17 exons. Lineage: Eukaryota; Metazoa; Chordata; Actinopteri; Cypriniformes; Catostomidae.